AUGACCCUUCAAGCUCUCUUUGACUAUCCGUAUCUCCAACCACCGCAUCGUCGUAGAUUUCGCAACGCCGUCUCAUUUCCAUGGAGUACUGUGACCGCUGCGAACGCUACUUCGGGAGCGAACGUGCCCUCGAACAACACCAAGACAACUCCAACGCACACAACGUCUGCUACAGAUGCAACAGGGACUUUCCGUCACAGCUGGGACUCACGCAGCAUUACGUGCAGAGCUCUGUUCACUUCUAUUGUCAACGCUGCGAUGAUCAUUUCCCCUCUUCUCACAAGCUCCGUUCUCAUUUCGAGAAUGUCCAUUACUUUUGUCCUAUCUGCAACAAUAUUCAACUUUGAGGUGGGGCUGCACGAGCAUAAUCGUCAGAAGCAUCCAUAUUGCACAAGCUGCAAGCGCGUUUUCCAGAGCGAUGUGCACCUGCGGACCCACCUUAAGUCAUCUAUUCACCAAGGCCGCACAGUCGAAUGCCCAGGAGAUCGGUGUAGUCGUGCUUUCCCCUCUAUCGCUGCGCUCACCCUCCACCUCGAAUCGGGCACCUGUCCGUCGCGCAUUACACGCGAGACGCUCAACCGUGUCGUCGUCCAGUACGACAGGAACAACAUCAUCACCAAUCCAGCGCGGCUCAUUGGUGGGCCUCAGGGGUACUCUACAUCCACACAGACAGUGGAGAUGUGGGCAACGAACCGCGCCUGGAAUGGCGAUCGCUUCGAGUGCUACCUGUGCCACCGCGAGUACAACACCCUUCCCGCACUUAACCAGCACCUUAAGAGUCCUGCCCAUGCAGACAGAAUCUACCGCUGCCCGCGUGGCUAUAGCGGUUGUGGUGCAGAGUUCCGCACGUUGAGUGCGCUGUGCCAACAUGUGGAGAAGGACACUGGAGUCGCUAAGGGGUGGAGUGAACCGUCUGACAUUCUAGAGCGUCCAACGGAGACUUCCGUGGACAAACGAGCUGGGGUUCGACUCUUGUAUUCCGUUCUCUUUCAGGCACCCAUCGAGUUACAACCAUUGAAGUCCGAUGAGUCAUCGUCUCAUUUCUUCGCAGGCGAGGUUAUUCCUUCAAGUUCAGUCGAGGCGAGACGCACUUUAGAAUUCGCCUUCGCAGAGUCGAUGCGAAACGUGUCGUCUCAGGUCUCAAAUCUCACGUCCUUCAAUCUUGUGGUCAGUUUUGCGACUGAAGGCUUCCCAUCUUGGAUACCGACUAGCAAACUUCUCCGUCGCGUUUAUGUGGGAAGAACGGCGCCUGGUGGUCCCUUGCUGCGCAGACUCAGCAGCAUAGAACAACUUGCCGACCUUACUAUCUCACUUUUGGCCCCAGGGGCAGUUCACGACUUCGCGGGGAUCUGCUUGCAGACCUUGGUUCGAUUAUCGUUAGCUGGGGCCAUAGAGACACUCACCCAACUCUUUGCCGGUGUUUCUCUACCAAGCUUGAAACGCCUUUCCCUAGUCCAGAUUUAUUCUAGCGAGUUGUCUGGAGUUGUUGGUGUCGAGAAGCUACACAAAUAUCUGGAUACCCUGUCACAUGCGUGUUCAAACACUAUAGAUGUGUUAGAGAUGCGUUUCGAUGCGACUUCUGGUAUUCAAAUAGUUAACAGCACGGCAGGACAACAUCGUCUUCUCGACGCCAUAUACCCACUAUUAUCUUUACAGCACCUUCGUGAACUCAAACUCACAUUUUCUCAUAGUCGGUAUUGCAUCUCUGUCGUCGACCACGAUGUUGAGGAAAUGGCGGCAGCUUGGCCUAGACUCACAAGUCUAUUCAUGGAUGACGAGUUCUCAUCGGAUAUGCCUUCCAUCGGCUCAACGCUAUGGCUCGCGCAACAUUGCCCUGACCUCAGUAUACUACAUAUGGGUGGUUUUCGACUGAAUCUUCUACCAUUGGAGGCCCAGCCCAUCUUGUCACAUAAACUACAGAAGAUCAGUUUUAAUUCACUUGCUUUGGAGACAGAGAACGAAGAUUUACCACGGAUCACGUCAUUUCUUGAUGCCACCUUCCCCUUCCUUGAGGUAGGGGCCGUAAAACCUUUGGAGGAUCGACAUUAG
This is a messenger RNA of Fibroporia radiculosa, 2049 nucleotides long. RefSeq lists its product as uncharacterized. The record is from RefSeq and is a predicted model, not a curated record. Gene Ontology annotation, molecular function: DNA-binding transcription factor activity, RNA polymerase II-specific; RNA polymerase II transcription regulatory region sequence-specific DNA binding. Gene Ontology annotation, biological process: regulation of transcription by RNA polymerase II. Lineage: Eukaryota; Fungi; Basidiomycota; Agaricomycetes; Polyporales; Fibroporiaceae. Gene Ontology annotation, cellular component: nucleus. Bases 1 to 2049 code for a protein of 682 amino acids. The transcript has 4 exons.